Molecule: messenger RNA, 2231 nt
Organism: Aspergillus aculeatinus CBS 121060
Lineage: Eukaryota; Fungi; Ascomycota; Eurotiomycetes; Eurotiales; Aspergillaceae
Product: phf1/phf2 family PHD finger domain-containing protein
Exons: 2
Coding region: 87-2087 (666 amino acids)
Biological process (GO): regulation of DNA-templated transcription; chromatin organization
Cellular component (GO): nucleus
Molecular function (GO): DNA binding; chromatin binding
Source: RefSeq, a predicted model, not a curated record
GCAGCAUUGAUACAUAUCUCGGGCUCAUCAAAGAGCACCUUGCCGUUGCAGCGUGAGUGUGCUCGACAGGGCAGAUCCGGGGGGAUAUGUCACAGCAAAAUGGGGGUUCUGCAUCCCUGGCGUCUGUAGAGACAGCGCCACCCACCCACGCAUUUCUGCGCACUACCACUACCACUACUUCGGCAUUGUCCUCGUCGAACACGACCCGAUCCUCGAGUACGCCUUCGAGAAGGGUGGAGAUACCGCCUCUUUCAGCGGCCACAACCGAGUUACUCGCACGAGUCAAUGGAAGUCUAAAGGCCACACAGCAGAGAUAUGGUAACAAAUCCAUCGGUUGGAACCCUCCAACUGGAAAUCGAUUUGUUGGAAACAACUUGAACGGUCCUCGCACAGGCACUAUGAGGGCCUCUUCAAUUAUCAUCGAAUUGCCUACGGCACCAUUCACGUAUGCGAACAAUGGGGGGGCACCUGCGGCUUCCUCGAGUACUGUUACCCGCAGAUCUCCUGUGGAUCUUCCUAGGAGCCCGAACAAUAUUACACCUAAACCAUCACCAGUGCCUCCACCUGCGGCUUCCCCAAGUAUUGCUACCCGGAGAUCUCCUAUGGAUCUUCCUAGGGGCCCGAUCAAUAUUGCACCGAAACCAUCACCAGUGCCUCUACCUGCGGCUUCCCCAAGUACUGCUACCCGGAAAUCCCCUGUGGAUCCUCCUGGGGGCCUGAUUAGUAUUGCAUCGAGACCAUCACCAGUGCCUCCAACUGCACCAACAGAUGGAAUACCUGAAGUAUCAUCCAAUGGCCCUGUAUUAGCGCCGCCGCCGCCGCCAGCAGCAGCAGCAGCACCACCACCACCACCGGCGGUGGCAUCUUUACCACCAUUACAGCCUCGGACAACCGUCUCGAAUGCCAAACCAUUAUCUACAGCAAGCUCAAUCUCUAAGUCUAAAAGGCCCACGACAGGAGGCUCCCGUAACAGGAAGAGUAUCACGAAUGGAACCAAGAACAAGAAGCGCCGCCGCAACAAGGACAGUGACGAAGAGAGCGUCAUCCGGGCCGGUGAUUCCAGCAGCGACGAAUCCGAUGUUGCCCCGACAGCAACCCAGACAAAGUCUGGCCGACAGGUCAACCGACCCUCCUUGUAUGUGCCUCCGCCUUCGUUGCCGGCUGCUGCCAAAGAGACAAGCAACUCACUUGAGACGUCGGACAACACGCGUGGUUCCACGGCGGCAACAACUCGGAAACGUAAGCGCGUUCAACGCAAAGCGAAGGAUGGUAACAUCACUUGUACCCGAUGCCAGAGGGGCCAUAGCCCUCUGACCAACGCGAUUGUUUUCUGCGAUGAAUGCAAUGGGGCCUGGCACCAAUUAUGCCACGAUCCUCCCAUCAGCGUGGAGGUUGUCACCGUCCAAGAGAAAGAAUGGUUCUGUGGGGAAUGCAAGCCUGUGCCGAUUACCAUUGUUCAGCCAACAGUUGUCAGGAGCAAUCCGUUCCUUGCGAAAACACAGCCAACCCCUAUUUCGACUUCUUCCUUGAUAGUCCCUCGAGCUGAGGUAAGCGCGGGGGGCUACUCGGUCGAAGAACGCCGAGGGUUUCUAUCGGGCUUGUCGCAUGCAACACUUGUUGAGCUUCUUAUGAACAUAUCGGAAGGUAAUCGAAACCUGCCAAUGUUCCCCGCUAAUCUGAAGGACUACCAGUCAUCAAACUUCUCAGCCCGUCCUAGCUCGUCAGCCGUGACGAGUACUUCUACUUCCGAUCAAGGAACUGUUCUGCAGACAAAUGGCCUGGGGGCCUCUGCGGCCACCUCGGCGGAAGAAUCAGCUAGACCACCAACCGCAUCUGCACCGGAUGUCUCGACUACUUCAUCUCACCGAAGGAGAUACGAAGAGUCUUCUGAUGAAGAGCCAGAGUAUGAGUUUCAAGAGCAUCGUCUAUAUCCACGCGCCGGCAACGGUUUCCGGCUGCCUGUUGGGCUGGAUGACUUGGACAUCCUCAGCGAGGAUCCUGCUUGUUCAACGUUCAGCUAUUCGUUGCAUGGGCCUGCUCAAAUCCGCGCUCAAAUGAAACAGAAAGUGCCAAUAUGGGGCUCGUGAAUAUGGCUUCUAUGUGUAUUACUAUCAUUAGGCCUUUCAUCCUUCGCCUUCUGUGUACGAUCAAUAUUCUCUGAUAGAUAUUCUAGAUUUGUUCUUCCGUUGGGAACGAGACUUUGGGAAUAGAGUGCGUGCAAUUCACUCAAU